Cicer arietinum (chickpea) is the source of this 680-nucleotide messenger RNA. RefSeq names its product histone H2AX-like. Gene Ontology annotation, cellular component: nucleosome. The record is from RefSeq and is a predicted model, not a curated record. Gene Ontology annotation, molecular function: structural constituent of chromatin; DNA binding; protein heterodimerization activity. NCBI's taxonomy places the organism in Eukaryota, Viridiplantae, Streptophyta, Magnoliopsida, Fabales, Fabaceae.
ACACCAUGACUCAACAAGUUCAAAACUAAACCAUUCAAACUCCAUAUUCACUGCAAAUUCAAACUAAAAAGGCGCAAUGGCUUCUUCUGAUGCAACAGCAACAUCCAAGAAAGGUGGAAGAGGCAAAUCAAAAACCAAAUCUGUUUCAAGAUCAAGCAAAGCCGGUCUCCAGUUUCCCGUUGGCCGCAUCGCUCGUUUCCUUAAAGCCGGUCGUUAUGCUCAGCGUGUUGGAUCUGGUUCACCAGUUUAUCUCUCUGCAGUUCUUGAAUAUCUUGCUGCUGAGGUUUUGGAACUUGCUGGCAAUGCUGCGAGGGAUAACAAGAAGACGAGGAUUAUUCCGAGGCACAUUCAACUUGCUGUUAGGAACGAUGAGGAAUUGGGCAAGUUGAUGGGAUCUGUUACAAUUGCCAAUGGGGGUGUUUUGCCUAACAUUCAUCAGAAUUUGUUACCGAAGAAAGUUGCUGGAAAGGGGAAAGGAGAAAUUGGAUCUGUUAGUCAGGAGUUUUAGAUUUUUAUUGUACGGUUUUAGGUUAAGUUUUGGAAAUAGGAGAUUAUUGGUUCAUUUUCAUGUUAGCUUUGUAUGUUAUCGUUUACAUUUUGACGUAAGGUUUUAUGAUUGAUGGUGUAUAGCUCUGUGCUCUUUAAAAUUUAAUCUCAUAUUUUGAUAUAAUUUGUGUUUA